Sporothrix schenckii 1099-18 is the source of this 855-nucleotide messenger RNA. RefSeq names its product ribonuclease P/MRP protein subunit POP3. Gene Ontology annotation, molecular function: ribonuclease MRP activity. The record is from RefSeq and is a predicted model, not a curated record. The transcript is spliced from 3 exons. Gene Ontology annotation, biological process: intronic box C/D snoRNA processing; nuclear-transcribed mRNA catabolic process, RNase MRP-dependent; tRNA processing. Gene Ontology annotation, cellular component: nucleolar ribonuclease P complex; cytosol; ribonuclease MRP complex. The coding region runs from base 1 to 855 and encodes 284 amino acids. Lineage: Eukaryota; Fungi; Ascomycota; Sordariomycetes; Ophiostomatales; Ophiostomataceae.
AUGAGCCGUCGAAAGAUCCCUGAGCUGGACACGCCCUUCUCCAGCGUUGAAUGGCCCAUGAUAUCCCAAGAAGAUCAGGAUACAAUUCUCGAACUCCUUUGCUCCCUUCUUGCACCGCUUGGCCAACACCGUCACGACCACGUUGAGCCGUCUCGGGGCAAACGCAGCCGGAGACGAUCCCGGCAGCGCUCCAAAGAGAACGGCAGCGGCGGUAAGGCAGACGGAGGCGCCUUCUUGAAAGAGGAAGUAAGAGUAAAGACCGCGGGAAAACCAGAAACCAAGGAUCCCAAGGACGACGUCCCGCCCUUUCCUGAGCUGGUACGAUUUGUCGAUGUCGGGCUGGUCAGCAUUACGCGGGAGCUGGCCAAAAUUGCCACACCAGGCGCCACUGUCCCGGUUACCAACGUCGAUCCAAACGCAACACCGUCGAUUCCAUCGACAUCUCCAUCCUCAUCCACACCGUCCUCCCCACCCAAAUCCCCCACUCCAUACACAGCUGUCUUUAUUGUCCGAUCCGGUCAUCCGUCGGCAUUCUACUCGCACUUCCCACAGAUGGUGGCUGUGGCCUCGCAGCAGGGAGCGGCGUCGGUGCCGCCGUCUCCGCCAAUCCGUCUAGUCGGAUUCUCUCGCGCAGUCGAGGACCGCCUCAGUGCCAGUCUAGGUAUUCCGCGGGUGUCCAGCAUUGCCCUCCGAGCAGGGGCGCCACAGUCACAAGGUCUUCUCACCUUUUUAGAGGAGACAGUCCCAGCUGUCGAUGUUCGCUGGUUGAAAGAAGCACAGGCCGGACAAUACCGCGAGACACAGAUUCGGAUGACCGAAGUCAGCGUCGGUCCCAAGCGGAAGAAGAAGGUAUAG